Molecule: messenger RNA, 927 nt
Organism: Cylas formicarius (sweet potato weevil)
Lineage: Eukaryota; Metazoa; Arthropoda; Insecta; Coleoptera; Brentidae
Product: prohibitin 1
Exons: 4
Coding region: 97-927 (276 amino acids)
Biological process (GO): mitochondrion organization
Cellular component (GO): membrane; mitochondrion
Source: RefSeq, a predicted model, not a curated record
CCAACCUCACUUUUUUUGAUCAGCGGACACGAUUUUCCAUAGGUUGGCCAAAAACUUUGGAAAUUUCGAGUGUAAUUUUGCUAAACACCACGAAAUAUGUCUGCUUCGCAGUUGUUUAACCGAAUUGGUCAAGUAGGUUUAGGUAUUGCUUUGGUUGGGGGAGUUGUAAAUUCGGCAUUGUACAAUGUUGAUGGGGGACAUAGAGCAGUAAUUUUUGACCGAUUUGCUGGUAUUAAAAAGCAAGUAAUUGGAGAAGGAACCCACUUUUUUGUUCCUUGGGUACAGAGACCCAUUAUUUUUGAUGUUAGGUCUAGACCCAGAAAUGUGCCAGUUGUCACAGGAAGUAAAGAUCUCCAAAAUGUCAAUAUCACACUUCGUAUUUUAUUCCGACCAGUACCAGAUCAGUUACCAAAAAUUUACACCGUACUUGGCCAAGACUAUGAGGAAAGAGUUUUACCGUCUAUAACAACUGAAGUUUUAAAGGCUGUGGUUGCUCAAUUUGAUGCCGGUGAAUUAAUUACUCAGAGAGAUUUAGUAUCGCAAAAAGUUAGUGACGAUUUAACUGAAAGAGCAUCCCAGUUUGGGGUUAUUUUAGAUGAUAUUUCAAUUACACACUUGACAUUUGGACGAGAGUUUACUCUCGCUGUUGAAUUAAAACAAGUGGCGCAACAAGAAGCUGAAAAGGCCAGAUUUUUGGUGGAAAAGGCCGAGCAAACUAAAAAAGCCACAGUAAUAUCCGCCGAGGGCGAUGCACAGGCUGCUACAUUAUUAGCCAAGGCUUUCGGCGACGCCGGCGAGGGCUUAGUAGAACUUAGGAGAAUUGAAGCCGCAGAAGAUAUCGCUUACCAACUUUCAAGAUCAAGACAGGUCUCAUAUUUACCUGGUGGGCAAAAUUUACUUCUCAAUGUUCCAACUCCGGGCAAUUAA